This is a messenger RNA of Balaenoptera ricei (Rice's whale), 1668 nucleotides long. It is a transcript of the gene FAM185A, whose product is annotated as family with sequence similarity 185 member A. The transcript has 8 exons. NCBI's taxonomy places the organism in Eukaryota, Metazoa, Chordata, Mammalia, Artiodactyla, Balaenopteridae. Bases 221 to 1375 code for a protein of 384 amino acids. The record is from RefSeq and is a predicted model, not a curated record.
GGUCAGGGUGGAUACUUAGAGCUUUGAAAUUCCAAUUUGCCGCCGAGGCGUGUGUAGCUGAGGUUUAAAUUGCUGAACUAAGUGAGCAGUCUUGCUGUUGCUUCAGCACACCCUCUCAAGUGUCUCCCUUUUGACUUGAGCCGGCACAGCGGCCAAGUCGACUGGCCGUGGCAAGACUAGCCUGUGGCUGAGGUGAUCUGAGGGAGCGUGAGAGCACGCCAUGUUCGUCUCCUGCUCGGGAUGGGGGCUGGGCUGCCUCCGGCUCUGUCUGCUCCGAGUGUGGGCCCGCGAGGUCGCGGGGCGCUGUGCGUGUGGGGCCUGUCAGGCCCGGCUGUACGGCUCAGGUGGGUCCGAGCCCGACGUCUCUCGGUCUGGUCCCGCGCGCCGGACUCUGAAGGAGUGGGCACUUCAGGUGAGCCCUUUCGGCCGCCUGCGGACGCGGCUCCCGUGCUCCCUAGCCGUGAGGCCCCUGGACCCUCUCACCUACCCGGAUGGCGACCGCGUGCUGGUGGCGGUGAGCGGAGUGGAGGGUGGGGCCGUGGCCAGCCUGCAGGUGAGGUACGACGAGGCGCAGAAGGAGGUGGCCAUCGUGUCUGACGUCAUCGACCCCCAGGCGUCCGUGGAAGUGAACGCGCCCCUGAAAUUUGAUUUGAAUAUCAAGUCGUCAGGGUCUGGCUGUGUAAAAGUCCAAAAUAUUGAGUGUGAUAAUUGCAGAAUUGAAACUGAACAGGGGACCAGCAUCUUACAGUCAGUUAAGAGUCAAAAAUUACAUAUUCAAACAAAAGGAGGUAAAGUGAUCUGCCUGGGAACAGUUUAUGGAAAUAUAGAUAUUCAUGCAUCAGAUAAAAGUACUGUGACUGUAGAUAAACUGCAGGGAAGUUCUGUUAAUGUAUCUACUGAAGAUGGUUUGCUGAAAGCCAAGUGUCUUUACACAGAAUCGUCAUUUCUGUCUUCUGCUGCUGGGGAUAUUACAUUAGGAAGUGUUCAUGGUAAUAUAACAUUACAAAGCAAGAUGGGUAACAUCACAGUAGAUUCGUCUUCUGGAUGUCUAAGUGCCUCGACUUAUCAGGGUGCCAUAGAUGUUUAUGUCAGCCAACUGGGAAAAGUGGAAUUGAAAUCCCAUAAAGGAUCUGUCCUUGUCAAGGUUGCAUCUUCUCUUCAGGCUUAUUUACAGUUAUCAGGGAAAGAGAUUGAUGUGAACUCAGAAGUCCAUGUUGAAGAAAUGGAUGAAGCCCAUAAAGAUGAUGGUAUAGUAAUUACUGGGCUCCUGAAUCAAGCAAACAAACAAGAAAAAUGGAUUAAGGCUGUUGCUCCAAAAGGCACUGUAAGCUUUAGAAGCCAAAGCUGGUUUCAGUCCCUGAAACUGCAGGACUGAGAAUGGUUUGAGUUAUGUUUCUAAAUUUUAACAACGAUUAAUAGAUCUGUGACUACAAAAACUCAAAUACCACUGUUCAUAUAAGUGUUGAAAACAAUAAAUUGGGAUGUCUUGGGGCAGCCUUUUCAAAAUUUGUACUUAGCUAUUAGUUUUCUUCUGUAACAAAUUACCACAAACUUAUUGACUUAAAAUAAUACCUGUUUUCCCUGGGAUCUUCUGGACCCUGACUCCACCCAGCAGUAACCCAGCACUAGCCCCAGGGCCUCCCAGGGUUCUGCCAUCAACCAUCAACC